CGCAUGCGCGACCCCGCUGCCGCUCUCCGAGAAGAUGGCGGCGUCCUCGCUGUGCUGGGUGCUGCGGGCCGCUCGGCAGGUUCUCCCCCCGCCCUGCACUAGCCAAGUGCGCAGCUACUACGUGGACUGGAGGAUGCUGCGGGAUGUCAAGAGAAGGAAGCUGGCGUACGAGUACGCGGACGAGAGGCUGCGGAUCAACGCCAUCCGGAAGAACACCCUCCUCCCCAAGGAGCUGCAGGAAGUGGCUGAUAAAGAGAUUGCUGACCUGCCCCGGGACAGCUGCCCUUCGAGGAUCCACAAUAGGUGUGUCCUGACAUCCCGCCCUCGGGGGGUGAAGCGGCGCUGGAGGCUCAGCAGAAUAGUUUUCCGCCACUUUGCUGACCAUGGUGAGAUGUCUGGGAUACAGAGGGCCAUGUGGUAGAUCACCGCAUGGAUAUGCAUUCAGGCUGAAAACACAAAGCAAGUUCAGUCUGUGUUUGAGUUAGUUAAAGCAAGACUGUCCUGUCCAAGAGCCCAGCACCAGUAUCAAACUGAUAAAGGCAGGAUGAAAAGCCAUGCUGAUGCCUUAAACUCACUGGAUUGCAGCUGGUAUGAGUUGACAAAAAACAGUAUAACCACAUUAAACUUGUCUGUAUGAGGCAGUUUUAUUGGGGGGGGG
This is a messenger RNA of Pezoporus flaviventris, 658 nucleotides long. It is a transcript of the gene MRPS14, whose product is annotated as mitochondrial ribosomal protein S14. NCBI's taxonomy places the organism in Eukaryota, Metazoa, Chordata, Aves, Psittaciformes, Psittacidae. Gene Ontology annotation, molecular function: structural constituent of ribosome. Gene Ontology annotation, biological process: translation. Gene Ontology annotation, cellular component: mitochondrial small ribosomal subunit; ribosome. Bases 35 to 421 code for a protein of 128 amino acids. The transcript is spliced from 3 exons. The record is from RefSeq and is a predicted model, not a curated record.